AUGCUUUUUCCUCUUCAGAUUGCUGCGGGGAUUCUAUCCCUCGCUUCUUUGUCGAGUGCCUUUGAGUCUGUCACUGUUAGCUCUAGCAAUGCGGCACUGAGUACUCGGAAUGCUCCUGGAACGACAGAUUUUGAUACUGUCAACACAGUAGGGCAAGCUUUUCGCAGAGCAGUGCUUCAAUCCCGUAGCACUGUGUAUCAUAUGAAUGAUACCUCACUCGCAAAAAGUUGGGACAAUGCGGUCUUGUAUGGCGACAGUCCCGAUGAAAUCCCAGAUACAGACUCUGUGACCGACGCUUGGCAAUCCACUGGGGGUAUAGAAAUUAUCUGUUCAACUUGUUACUUUAACGGCUCCGUCACUGGUGAACUCACCUUCAAGGGAGAUUUCAACAUCAGUGCCAUUGCAGAGGAUAUUUAUGAUGAGUUUAAGAAUGAUACAGAUACUUUUAUUGAUACUCUGAAGGAUUACGCUGAGAAGGCAGUUGAAGAUAUUGCUACACUUCAAGGGGUCCCAGCUUGGCCAUCCAUUGACUAUGAUCUGAAUUUGGAGGACACCAGCUCUAAAUUUUCAGGUGCUGAGGUGAACUUCAAGUUUGACAACUUGGAGCUCUACAUCGAUCUUGACAUUAAGUUGUCAGAGGGAGCUACAUACACUCUGAACCUGUUUACUUCAGAGACAGCAGCUGGGUUCUCCGUUCCGGGUGCCACAGUGGGCGCUAUAUUCAGCGUAGACUUGAUCCUGAUGGCAGAUGCCGAGAUCAAUGUUGGAACCGGUAUCCAUCUCAAGCUCGAUGAUGGGUUGUCUUUUGACUUGGAGUUGUUUGAUCAUGAAUUGUCAACGAUCUCAGUGCCCGGAGGAUCUUACGAAUUCCUACCCAUCACAAUUGAAGGUGAAGGAGGUACCAUCCAGGCGGUUUUGAGCCUGAAGGCGAGCGUUGGCGUCGAAGUUGAUACUAAGUCAUUCUUUGAUGACGACUUGAGCUUCAGCGUUGGUGUCGAGGCAGACGUAUUUGCCUAUGUUGCCGACUUCCUCAUUGAUAUCGACCACAACUCCGCUGAUAGCACUGAUGAGUGCGAAUUAUCUGCUGUCGCCGAGUACACUUUAGCGGUUGGAGCUGCAGCUGGAGCGACAAUCGGAGUGGACUCAUAUCAAUGGGGGCCAAAUGCAUACACAACUGUACCUGUCUGGUACACCACUCUGGCCAGUACAUGUGUCUCCUCCAAAUCAGCAACAUCAACAGGCGCUGCUACCACAGCUCGGGCAGAGGUUGAUAAGCGAGCCGAUCUCAUUACAACUCAAGUGACCUCCUCGGCCACCUAUACCAUCGUCAGCUGCGAGUCAUCGGGGCUGGUCAACUGUCCUGUGAAUAGCCAGAACACCACCUCUUACGAGCAAACCAUGAUGGCAAAUGUGACUGUCGCAUCGGGAUCCUCGGCAACGUACCCGGCAGCUACCUAUGCUUCAGUCACAAACGCUGUAGCAUUUGGUAGCAACGUCCGCAGUCUGGAUAAAAUAUCCGGCUCACCAACAAAAUAUAACGCCAAAUCGACUGGUAAGGGUGGAGUACUAGAUGGCACGACUAAUGGAACAAGCAACAAACUCAUCAUUGGACUGUGUGUUGGACUUGGUAUUCCAUUCCUCGCAGCCUGUGCCGCAGGAUUAUGGUUCUUCCUCAAGCGCGGCAAAAAGUAUGAUCCUACUCCGCAGUCAGAUGUGAUGGACCAGGAAACGCAAUAUACUGCAUACGAUCCUCACGCCAUCUCCUUGUCCACGAUAUCGAAAGAUGUUCCCCGUCGAGGUACACUCGACUCACUCUUGAUUGAACGAAUGACAGAACGACGUUUGGAUACCCUUUUCCCUAUGAUACCUAUGACCAACUGA
This is a messenger RNA of Penicillium malachiteum, 1881 nucleotides long. RefSeq lists its product as uncharacterized. Bases 1 to 1881 code for a protein of 626 amino acids. The transcript has 4 exons. Lineage: Eukaryota; Fungi; Ascomycota; Eurotiomycetes; Eurotiales; Aspergillaceae. The record is from RefSeq and is a predicted model, not a curated record.